Molecule: messenger RNA, 1848 nt
Organism: Myxocyprinus asiaticus (Chinese sucker)
Lineage: Eukaryota; Metazoa; Chordata; Actinopteri; Cypriniformes; Catostomidae
Product: visinin-like protein 1
Exons: 4
Coding region: 133-708 (191 amino acids)
Molecular function (GO): calcium ion binding
Source: RefSeq, a predicted model, not a curated record
AGCAGAAACAAAUAGGUGGCGUUUCUCUGUUGAAGUACAGUUUAUUCCUCCAACCGCAAGAGUACGAGUCACUCUGAGCGAUAAAUACAAGACCGGAUACUUUUCUCACGAUAUUUGUAGAGGCAUAGAAAGAUGGGGAAACACAACAGCAAGCUUGCUCCUGAGGUGCUAGAUGACCUGACCAAGAGCACAGAGUUCAAUGAGGCAGAGCUGAAGCAGUGGUAUAAGGGAUUCCUGAAGGACUGCCCAUCUGGCAUCCUCAAUCUGGAAGAGUUCCAGCAACUCUAUGUAAAGUUCUUUCCUUAUGGCGACGCUUCCAAAUUCGCCCAACAUGCCUUCCGAACAUUUGACAAGAAUGGCGAUGGUACAAUUGACUUCAGGGAGUUCAUCUGUGCCCUGUCCAUCACUUCUAGGGGAAGUUUUGAGCAAAAACUCAACUGGGCCUUCAACAUGUACGACCUGGAUGGAGAUGGCAAGAUCACGCGUAUGGAGAUGCUGGAGAUCAUUGAGGCAAUCUACAAGAUGGUUGGCACAGUGAUCAUGAUGCGUAUGAAUGAGGAUGGGCUGACCCCACAGCAGCGUGUGGAUAAAAUCUUCAGCAAGAUGGACAAGGACCACAAUGAUGAAAUCACGCUGGAGGAGUUCAAAGAGGCGGCCAAGAGUGACCCAUCCAUUGUGCUUUUACUGCAGUGUGAUAUGCAGAAGUAAGAAAGGAGAGAAAGAGAGCAAGUGGGGUUGGGGGUGUUUAGGAAGGGGAGUUGAACCAUGUACAGACUUCUAGAGAGAUUUAGGUAAUAGGUGAUGAGAGAAAUGUACAUAACGUUGAUUAUAAGUUAGAAUCCAUGAAUUUGGGGAACAUGGUCUUGAAGGGUAGGAUAGAAAUGGCCAAGUAGCUAAAGGAAUUUGGAAUAAUUAGUGCAAGUAAGUCAAGCAAGACAUUCACUCACUGCAAGAGAUUUUUUUUAUCCUGUGUCAUCGGGCAAACCGUUUCACUUGUUAUACCAUUCUGGAUGCGCUCCAGUUCUAGAGAGAGUCAAGUUAAAAAGUCAGAAAGUUUGAAAGAGGGAAUCCUACUGGACCUUCCCACCUCAAAAAGGGCUUUGGCCUCUCAGUCCAGCUUUGAAAUAUUCGGCAAUGUGACCAACAGACAGGCAGGAAGGCAUCUAUCCCUCUUUUAGGAUUUCCACCAUAACUUCUCAAUUCAAAACAAUUUAGUUCUUUAUUCAAGGUUGUUUUAUGAACACUAAAUGAAUACAAUAUUCAGAAUUUUAGCUGUUUCCUGUUGAAAGACCAGAUAGCACUAGCAUGAAUUUCCAUGUUGGUCCAGACUUGUGUAUUAAUGCUCAUCAUUUGGUGCUGGUUAAAAUUGCUGGUCAAAAUUGCUGGUCAAACAGUAUGAUCUUUCUAGUGAUAUUUCUGGUUGACCAAGGAAGUCUUGCUUGUUAAGCUAGUUAAGAAACUUAUUGGGGACAUAAGCGCACCAGCAUCCCAUUCUGGGGACCAGCAGGGCACUAAUUUGGUCAUACAAAAGGCAAAAGAUUUUAGCAUUUUUAGGCCUCAUCACUGUAUAAGUAAAUGGAAUUAUAAAUAAAAAUUAAUAUAUAGGGGAGACUGGGGCUAAUUGCCACACUUUUUACUCCACUGAAUAUUUCUCAGGGUGGGUUUAUUUUUUAAAUAACAUUUCUGCAUAUCUACAUGCCCUAUAGUUUUGGCAAAAAAAUAAAAAAAAAUACCUUUUGUUACAACAUGCCCAAAUAGUGUUCCCCUGUUAAAUGGUUAGUCACACAAAAAUGAAAAUCCUCUCAUGAUUUAGUUACCCUUAAGCCAUCCCAGAUGUUUAUGACUUUC